UGCAUGCUGCCUCGGUGGCAAUUUCUUUCCCAGAUCGUUACAAUACACUACGGGAGCCCAGCAGGAGCAAUACAGACCAAAAGCGCGUGUCACAGUACAUUACAGCACCAUUUUGGCAAAAGCACUGUACAAGCUAACUACAGAAUAGUGCUUCCGCCUCAGUGGUAUACAUGUAAUGCAGUAGAUGGCAGUAAUGCACUAUUUACGAAUGUUGCUCCUCUCCCAAGUUUAAAUGGGAAGGAAGGCCCCAUUCCACGUGGUCUUUUUGUUUGUAAUAUAACUGAUGCGGAACAGUCCGUGUUUGGCGCUGUUAUUUUCACGAGUAGAGAGAAGGAUAUGUCAGACCAAGGAAAUAUAGAGGAGGACGAAUACCCAACAGAAAUCCAUGAAUUCCUUUCGGACUUUGAAUGUUCCUUGUACACAGUUGAUGAAAUGAUAAAUACGAUGAUAUCUGUGUCCAGAGGAGAGCUUCUUUGCAAACUGGAUCCUCUUGAGCAAGCUAAACUUGAUCUAAUGUCAGCAUAUUCUUUAAACUCUUUGUUUUGGAUUUACCUGGUAACACAAGGAGUUAACCCCAAGGAGCAUGCAGUCAAACAAGAGCUAGAAAGAAUACGAACUUACAUGAAUAAAAUUAAGGAAAUUGGUGACAAGAAAAAAGCUGCUAAACUGGACAAAUCAGCCGCAUCGAGGUUCUUGAGAAAUGCUUUGUGGGAACCAAACUGUGGUGAAUCAAAACAAUUACCUGACCAUUCAAAGUCAACUUGUAAAAUUAAAAAAAAGAAGUGAAAAGAACUUGAAAGGUAUUUUAAAAAUAUAUCUCUAAAAAAUUCUAAAACCUUACGGAAUGUAUAUUUAAUGUGUUCAUUUUAUAUGUAAAGGUAGAUCACAGCUGAUUUGAUUUCAGCAUUUAGUUUUGUUAUUUAAGUAUUUAACUGUAUUUGAAGAUUUCAAGCACAUUUAUCAGCCUCUUCAGCAAUGCAUUAUGUGAAAUGUUUUUGCAUUUAAUGUGAACAUAUUUUAAUAUGAAUCAAUUAUGGCAAAUGUAAUUCUCGUAUUCAGAACUGAAAAUGCAGUUAUCACAUUUAAAGCAAUUUUUCUUGUACAAAUAUUGUAAAUCAUUUCUUGAGAUUCAUAUUUUGGAAAAUUAAUAAAAAAUGAAAAAUAAAGCCUA
Molecule: messenger RNA, 1171 nt
Organism: Polypterus senegalus (gray bichir)
Lineage: Eukaryota; Metazoa; Chordata; Cladistia; Polypteriformes; Polypteridae
Gene: c1d
Product: C1D nuclear receptor corepressor
Exons: 5
Coding region: 4-786 (260 amino acids)
Biological process (GO): regulation of gene expression; maturation of 5.8S rRNA
Cellular component (GO): nucleolus; exosome (RNase complex)
Molecular function (GO): DNA binding; RNA binding
Source: RefSeq, a predicted model, not a curated record